This is a messenger RNA of Oldenlandia corymbosa var. corymbosa, 2823 nucleotides long. NCBI's taxonomy places the organism in Eukaryota, Viridiplantae, Streptophyta, Magnoliopsida, Gentianales, Rubiaceae. The record is from the annotation of a GenBank genome assembly.
GGAAAAAGAAAUUAUAUCAGAGAAAAGGGAAGAUGUUUGCCAGUGGGAUUAUUUUAGAAGCAAAAAAAAAAAAAAAGUGAUGUCCAAGUAGAAAAAAUUGAUGCAAGUAGGCCCUUGGUGUUGUGCUCAAUUGAACACAGCCCCAAAACACCCCUCUGUACCUGUAUUAUAUAAACUUCAACCCCUUACAAUACCUUUUCUUUUUGUCCUAAACCUUACCAAAAUAAGCUGGUGACUGUUGCAGAAUUUGCAAUGCCGAAUUUCAUUCUGUUGUUUUCCCUUUUUUUCUUUUUAGUUGCUUCUGCAACUUCCACAUUGUCUUCACCAGUACCAGACCCUGAGUUAGUAGUUCAAGAAGUUCAAGAGAAAAUCAAUGCAUCAAGAAGAAACUUGGCCUAUCUUUCCUGUGGAACCGGCAACCCUAUCGAUGAUUGCUGGAGAUGUGAUAAAGAUUGGAUGAAAAACCGCCAAAAGUUAGCUGAUUGCGCAAUUGGAUUCGGCAAACAUGCCAUUGGCGGAAGGGAUGGAAAUAUUUAUGUUGUGACAGACAAUGGGGAUCACCCGGUGAACCCUAAGCCGGGAACUUUAAGAUAUGGAGUAAUCCAAGACGAGCCCUUAUGGAUAAUUUUCGCGCGUGAUAUGGUGAUCAAGCUCAAGGAAGAACUGAUGCUGAAUUCUUUCAAGACAAUUGAUGGUAGAGGUGCAAAUGUGCAUAUUGCUGGAGGACCAUGCAUUACUGUGCAGUAUGUAACCAAUGUAAUCAUUCAUGGAUUGAACAUUCAUGAUUGUAAGCAAGGUGGAAAUGCAUAUGUGAGGGACUCACCAGAGCAUUUUGGAUGGAGAACAUUGUCCGAUGGUGAUGGGAUUUCGCUGUUUGGAGCUAGCCAUGUUUGGGUGGAUCAUAAUUCUCUAUCCAACUGCAGAGAUGGUCUCAUUGAUGCAAUUCAUGGAUCAACAGCCAUUACUAUCUCCAACAAUUAUUUGACGCAUCAUAAUAAGGUCAUGCUUUUAGGUCACAGUGACAGUUAUACACAGGACAAGAAUAUGCAAGUCACCAUUGCUUUCAAUCACUUUGGAGAAGGCCUAGUCCAGAGGAUGCCCAGGUGUAGACAUGGAUACUUUCAUGUGGUGAACAAUGACUAUACCCAUUGGGAAAUGUAUGCCAUUGGAGGGAGUGCUGAUCCAACCAUCAACAGCCAGGGCAAUAGAUUUCUUGCUCCAAAUGAUAUUUUUAACAAAGAGGUAAAGAAUCGUAGCUUGCACGCAUUAAAAGCUCAUCUUAUCACAAGUUAAUACUACAAAGAAACUGCUCAAACAAAAAGGAAACACGAUUUCUUCUUCUUCUUCUUCUUCUUACGUUUCCUUGUACUUGCUAAAAUUAAGGUUACAAAACAUGAGGACGCGCCGCAAAGCAAGUGGAAGAACUGGAACUGGAGGUCAGAUGGAGACCUAAUGCUAAAUGGUGCAUUCUUUAUUCAAUCUGGUAAAGCUGCAUCUUCAAGCUAUGCUAAAGCAUCCAGCUUAAGUGCCAGGCCAUCUUCACUCAUUGACUCAAUGACCGCCUCAGCCGGGUCGCUAAACUGCAAAAAAGGCAAAGCCUGCUGAGCCCCGAAGGGAAGGCCAGAAUGUGUUCCAUUUACUUACCCUUUAGCCCGCAACUGUAACUACAAGUGUAUUUAGUAGUUAUAUAUAUCUCAACAUUUUUAGACUUCUUGAGAAAUAUAAUAUCAGUCCCUUGUUAUGUUGUUCUCAGACGACCUCAGCCCUGCUACAGUACUCGAACCCACACAAUUCACCGGGGCUGAUGAGUUGAGAUUUAGUUAAUCAGUGAAAAACCUAUGUGUGACACCGCCUUAAUACAAUGCUAAAGAACUCUUUGAUUUUCUGCCUCUGCAUUCCUUCCUGUUUUUUGUGACGAGCUAAUAACACAAUACAAACCUAAUUCGAAGAGGUACGCGUCUUCAUUAGUUUAAUUAUGAUCUGUUUUUACCUCCUAGCAACACCAAUAUACAAAAUAUGCAACCUCUGAAUUAAGUUCACCUCAUUCAAACAACAUGGACAAGUAGUACCAACCCUCAUCCAAGUUCAAGCCUACAUAGCCAAAAAUUCUCUAUCGAUUUUUUUAGCACAGAGCAUACCAAAAACUACUAGUGCUGCCAGCUUCCUUUAAUGCUCCAUCGAAUCGAAUUUAUUGAUUGAAAUACUAGAUGCAUUAUUUCAUUGGAAACAGCUCCAAGCUAUAAAUGCAGAGAGAUCUCCCUUGCAGAAAAAGCAGAUUGAAAGCAAUUACCCAGCCCAACGGCUCAACUGUUUUGGACCAACUAACCUGCUCUCAUUGAUUGCUCCUUCACCCCUUUCUUAGAAUCCUAGGCCAAUAGUCCCAUAAUUACACUCAAAAUUCAAAUCACUCUACCCAUUUCAAUUUACUUCUGCUUUGCCGCAACAGCCAGGGGCCAUCCAAACUUCCAAACUCAGUCAUACCACAAAAAAAAAAAAAAACAUCACAACUUAUUGCUUUGAAAGUACUACAAAAUUAGUGGACAAGAACUUCAGGCUGCCUUUUAUGAACUCAGCAACAGAACCCCCCCUACUACGGCCUGCCCCCUUGGGCAAAGUCCCCUACAAGUGUACCGACUGCCAAACAAUCAAUAUCAGAAGAGGCCAGAAACUAUUCAGUUCAUCCAUGAGGUUAUGGCACUUCCCUCCUACAUGCCCUCUACAAGAUGGAUGAUAAACACUGCCUGUCUUCCCCUCUUCUUUGGUUAUAAGUUAUCACGACCAGUAUUUAUUGCAAGGUCUUUGUAUCUAUCCCCUAAGACUCAG